AGUGCUGGGGAACGGUCGACGGUUUCUCCGCGACGAUUUGAAUCCGAAACUUGAAUAAAAAAGAGCGAGCUUUGAGUCUGGUUUCUGUGCUGGCUUUCCAAGUCCCAUCCAAGUAAUAAUGAGCGGUUGUUUUCGCUCCAAACGUAAACUGACGAUGGCCGUGAGUGCUUGUGUGAUCAUCGCGGUGAUGGCCCUCACCGUCGGCCUUUGUGUGGGCCUGGGCAGUGGCGCCGAAGGUCGUGAGGAUCAGCCCAGGUUCACCAUAGACCAUGAGGCCAACAGCUUCAUGCUGGACGGAGAGCCUUUCCGCUAUGUCUCUGGAUCGUUCCACUACUUCCGGGCGGUGCCAGAGGCCUGGCGCAGUCGAUUGCGAACCAUGCGAGCAUCCGGUCUCAAUGCACUUGAUACCUAUGUGGAAUGGUCUCUUCACAAUCCCCACGAGGACGAGUACAACUGGGAGGGUAUUGCUGAUGUGGUCAAGUUUCUGGAAAUUGCCCAGGAGGAAGAUUUCUACAUUAUCCUCCGCCCAGGACCCUAUAUAUGCGCUGAAAGAGAUAACGGCGGGCUUCCCCACUGGCUCUUUAAGAAAUACCCCUCCAUUAAGAUGCGAACCAACGAUCCCGACUAUAUUGCCGAGGUGGGUAAGUGGUAUGCCCAACUGAUGCCGCGACUCCAGCACUUGCUGGUCGGCAAUGGCGGUAAAAUAAUCAUGGUCCAAGUGGAGAACGAGUACGGAGACUAUGCCUGUGACCACGACUAUUUGAACUGGCUGCGUGACGAGACUGAGAAGUACGUGUCCGGCAAGGCCCUGCUCUUCACGGUGGAUAUCCCCAACGAGAAAAUGAGCUGUGGAAAAAUAGAUAACGUGUUCGCCACCACGGACUUUGGCAUCGAUCGCAUUCAUGAAAUCGAUGAAAUAUGGAAAAUGUUGCGAGUCCAACAACCAACUGGCCCGCUGGUCAACUCGGAGUUCUACCCCGGUUGGCUUACCCAUUGGCAGGAGCAGAACCAACGGCGAGAUGGCCAGGAGGUAGCCGAUGCAUUGAGAACCAUUCUCAGCUACAAUGCCAGCGUUAACUUGUACAUGUUCUUCGGUGGCACCAACUUCGGAUUCACUGCCGGAGCCAACUACGAUUUGGACGGAGGGAUUGGUUACGCAGCGGAUAUCACCAGCUAUGACUAUGAUGCGGUGAUGGAUGAAGCCGGUGGAGUGACCUCCAAAUACGACAAAGUCAAGGCUGUAAUCGGAGAGUUCCUGACGUUGCCCGAGAUAACGUUGAGUUCUGCCAAGCGCAUAGCCUAUGGAAAGGUGGAGGUAACUCCCGCGCUGGCCCUGCUCUCGGCAGAGGGAAGAGCUGCCCUGGCCAAGGGCGAUCCUGUGGAGUCGGUCAAGCCCAAAACGUUUGAGGAACUUGAUCAGUAUUCGGGACUGGUACUGUACGAAACGGAGCUUCCUACCAUGGACCUAGACCCUGCCCUCCUCAAGGUGGAUCAGAUCAAUGACCGUGCGCACGUCUUUGUCGACCAGGAACUGGUGGGCACUCUAUCCCGCGAGGCCCGGAUCUACUCUCUGCCACUUAGUAAAGGCUGGGGCAACACUCUCCAGCUGCUUGUGGAAAACCAGGGAAGGAUUAAUUUCUAUAUUUCCAACGACACGAAGGGCAUUUUCGGCGAUGUAAGCCUGCAGCUACACAAUGGUGGCUACUUACCGCUGGAGAACUGGAGGAGUACGGCCUUUCCGCUCGACCAAGCCUCUGUGGAGCUCUGGCGCCAAGAGCGUAAUACCCAAAAAGACCUGGACUCGUUUCUGGCCAGGCAACGCAUCCUGCGCAACGGACCCCUUGUGUAUACAGGCACCUUCACGGUGGGUGAAGUGGGCGAUACCUACCUGAACAUGGCUGGAUGGGGCAAGGGUGUGGCCUAUGUGAACGGCUUCAAUCUGGGACGCUACUGGCCUGUAGCCGGUCCCCAGGUUACCUUAUAUGUGCCAAACGAAAUCCUCAAGGUGGGAGACAACUCUCUUGUCAUCCUGGAGUACCAGCGCGCCAAUAAGACGGCCAACGGUGCCGAUCUGCCCGCCGUCCAGUUCGAUGCAGUGGCCCAGCUGGAUGGUCAGUCCGGAGACGUUACUCUCAAAUAAUGCGCCAUCGAUUGUUAUUCAUGAUUUUUUUUAUUUAAAGCAGUUUUGAUUGAUAUUUGCACAACAACCUUUGUUAAGCUAUAUAAUACAUUUUCUAGUUCUUAUCAUUACCCAUUAUUUUCUAUUUAAAUAAAUUGUUAAUGUGCUUGACUGA
Messenger RNA from Drosophila bipectinata, 2294 nucleotides. It is a transcript of the gene Gal, whose product is annotated as beta galactosidase. Gene Ontology annotation, cellular component: vacuole. Gene Ontology annotation, molecular function: beta-galactosidase activity. The record is from RefSeq and is a predicted model, not a curated record. Gene Ontology annotation, biological process: carbohydrate metabolic process. NCBI's taxonomy places the organism in Eukaryota, Metazoa, Arthropoda, Insecta, Diptera, Drosophilidae.